Molecule: messenger RNA, 3495 nt
Organism: Pyrus x bretschneideri (Chinese white pear)
Lineage: Eukaryota; Viridiplantae; Streptophyta; Magnoliopsida; Rosales; Rosaceae
Product: disease resistance protein Roq1-like
Exons: 7
Coding region: 1032-2345 (437 amino acids)
Biological process (GO): signal transduction; defense response
Molecular function (GO): ADP binding; protein binding
Source: RefSeq, a predicted model, not a curated record
GGAAGAAAACGCUAACGUUGGUUAUGGUGUACUAGAUGUAGGUGACUGUUUGUCAAACGUGUGACAAAGGUACUGAAGAUGCUUUGCUUUACUGUGACAAGUGCCAGAAUUACGCUCUUCAUCGGUAUAACUUGUUUCAAUUGUGCUUCCAAGAUGGAACAAUUGCUGAAUUGAAGCUUUUGUGGAGAACCUUGUUGAGGCUUCCGUUGGGCAUGUACUUGUACACCAGGACUAAGUUAUUACCCUCACAGCACCACCCAUGAAGCUGAAUCAGAUUCUUGUGCCACAAAGAACCCACCAUAGUUGCAAACUCUGUGGUAAAAGGAUUACGCAGACUAGCGAUCCCAUCAGCCCUCUCAAACCUUUUCACUGCCACUUCUCCACCAGAGGGCAGAGACCCUGUAUAAACCUUAGCUGAUGCCCCUUCCCCGACAACCCUGUGUCGGUUAAACUCCCUUGUCACUGAUCUUAUCCAAGAGACAAGCUUGUCGGAACUUAACUAGCUGGCCCAAGUACAACAUAAUACUCAAUAAACAUAACAUUAAAUCUAUUUAACCCCUAACAGUGAUUAAGCUAAUCACUGCUAUUACAACUCAGUUCAUAUCACUUCGACUUGCAUGUCAGACUCCUGAGCUACUGGUGAACUAUGUUUGCAGAACCCUUUACUUUUGUGGAAAAUGCUUUCGAACGAGUAUUGCAAAGUGGGUGAAUAAAUCAGACAGAAGAAAGUUGGAAACUUACUCAGAAAUCUUGCAUCCAAUCACUUUGGUGAGAAGAGAAAAGGUAACCCGUCCCAACAAGGAAACUUCCUGGAAAUUUCUCGAGUCCAUCUUCCACCUUUCUUGUGGAAAAUACUUGUCCUUUCACUUUAGCUUUUCCUCUUGCAUGCGGAUUUUCAUGUUGCCCUCUUUCAAGAGCUUUACAUUGCAAGGAAACAUUACAGCGGUGUGGCUCAACUUUAUCCCCGCCUUAUCGUACCUUAACUUUGUAGCGUGACAACAGUACACGAUUUACAGCAACUGUUUCUCCCCAUGGCAUUGAGCACCCAAAGAGCCUCAGCAUCUUUUCUUUCGAAUGAAUCAACUCCUCGAUGGGAUUAUGAUGUGUUUUUGAGUUUUAGGGGUGUAGACACCCGCAAGCGUUUUAUAUCUCAUUUAUACGGUGAAUUGUUCAAGUGGCAAGGAAUUAGGACUUUCUUGGACGACCAUGAGAUUGAAGGGGGAACAAGUAUUCGUCAUGAGCUCCCGAGUGCGAUCGAAAAAUCGCAUACUGCAAUUGUUGUUCUCUCGCCGAACUAUGCUUCUUCCAAAUGGUGCUUGAAUGAACUUACAAAGAUUCUUCAAUGCAUGGAAGCCAGGAAGUCGGUUCUGCCGGUCUUUUAUGAGACAGAUCCCUCCGACGUAGGAAAUCAGAGGGGAUCUUUUGCCGAAGCCUUUGAGGAGCAUGAAAGAAACUUGAUCAGUACCGAAGAUAAAAAGAAGGUGGUCCAAUGGAAAGCUGAUCUAAAAAGUGUAUCCAAAAUUUCUGGGAAGCAUUGGAAGGAUUUUAAGGAUGAAAGAAAGCUGAUUGAAGACAUCGUCAAAUGGGUGUGGGAGAAAGUGCAAGCUACACUCACGCCAACAGAUUCCUCAUGGAAGUUAGUUGGAACUGACUAUGCACUAGAGCAACUAAAUAUGCUGUUUGCUCAUGAUGCUAAUGAUGUUCGCUUUAUUGGGAUAACGGGUAUGGGUGGCAUAGGCAAGACAACCCUUGCUAACCUAGUUUAUGAUAAAAUCCUCCAUGAUUUUGAUGUUCAUUGUUUUCUUGCCAAUGUUAGAGAGGAAUGUGCAAAAUAUGGUAUAGUUGAUCUUGCAAAAAAACUUCUUUCCCGCCUCUUGAAGGAAAGGAACCCAGAAAUUUGGGUUGAAGAGCGCGUAAGUAUUCUCAUUGAGAAGUUCUUACGCAAUAAAAAGGUUCUCCUCGUACUUGAUGACGUGGAUGAAUUGAAGCAACUUGAAGUGUUGGCUGGAAAUCAAGGUUGGUUUGGUAUGGGGAGUAGAAUUAUCGUGACAACUAGGAAUCAGCGCUUGCUAGUCGAACAUGGUAUAGAAACAUCAUAUAAGGUGCAGGGGUUGAAUGAUGCCGAAGCACUUAAGCUCUUUAGCCUGCAUGCGUUUAAAAAAGACCAACCUGAGGAAGAUUUUUUGGAACUGUCUAAGUAUUUCAUUAAUCAUGCUGGAGGCCUUCCAUUAGCUCUUAAGACUUUGGGGUCAGCUUUGUUUAAGAGAGGGCUAGAUGCUUGGUGUAGUGAACGGGAUAAUCUGUCAAAAUUCCUAAGCCAAAAAUUUUUGAUACACUUAAAAUAAGUUACGAUGGACUAGAAGAGAUGCAAAAGAGCAUUUUUCUCGAUGUUGCAUGUGUCCACAAAGGGAAGUACACGAAGCGAGGAAUUAUUGAAAUAUUAGAUAAUUCUAAUUCUUUGGGAAUUUCUAGCCUUGCUGUGAUAGAUGUUCUAAUUGAGAAGUCUCUCCUCUAUCAAGAUCACCAAAAUUGCAUAUGGAUGCAUGAUUUGAUACAAGAAAUGGCAUGGAAAAUUGUUGAUGAUGAGUCUAAAGAGCCUGGUAAACGUAGUAGGUUGUGGCGUUACAAUGACAUUUCUCAUGUAUUCACGACUAAUACGGGAACGGAAGCAAUUGAAGCAAUAUCCUUAUGCUUGCCCAAAGUAGAGGAGGUACGCCAGUGGAAUGGGGAAGCCUUCUCUAAGCUCCAUGGACUGAGGUUUUUGGAAUUCGGACUUGCCCAGCUUGAAAUAUAUCAAUCUUACAUGGUCCAAUAAAUUGAAGAGUACCCCAGAUUUCAGUGGUCUUCCAAAUCUUGAGACAUUGGAUCUUUCGGAAUGUAAGAAUUUAGUUGAGAUGCACCCAACUAUUGCAGUCCUUAAAAGACUUAAAUUUUUGAUACUUGAAGGGUGUGAAAGCAUUAAGAGCCUCCCAAGUGAGGUUGAAAUGGAUUCUCUUGAACUUUUCCGUCUUGAUCGUUGCUCAAAUGUGAAAAAGAUUCCAGAAUUCGGAGAGCAGAUGAAGAAUGUGUCUUGGAUGUUCUUAAGUGGGACUGCGAUCGAGGAAAUACCUUCAUCAAUUGGACAUCUGGUUGGCCUUAAGGUAUUGGAUCUACGCAAUUGCAAAAAUCUGAAAAAGAUUCCAGAAUUUGGGGAGCAGAUGAAGAAUGUGUUUUGGAUUGACUUAAGUGGGACAGGCGAUCGAGGAAAUACCUUCAUCAAUUGGACAUCUAGUGGGCCUUAAGCAGUUGUAUCUAUGUGAUUGCAAAAAUCUGAAAAAGAUUCCAGAAUUUGGGGAGCAGAUGAAGAAUGUGUCUUUGAUUCACUUAGGUGGGACGGCGAUCGAGGACAUACCUUCAUCAAUUGGACAUCUGGUUGGCCUUAAGGUGUUGAAUCUAGAUAAUUGCAAGAAUCUCUUGAACCUUCCAAUGGCUAUUUAUAGUUUGAAGUCUCUUGAA